Molecule: messenger RNA, 2867 nt
Organism: Strigops habroptila (Kakapo)
Lineage: Eukaryota; Metazoa; Chordata; Aves; Psittaciformes; Psittacidae
Gene: GDPD4
Product: glycerophosphodiester phosphodiesterase domain containing 4
Exons: 16
Coding region: 128-1867 (579 amino acids)
Biological process (GO): lipid metabolic process
Cellular component (GO): membrane
Molecular function (GO): glycerophosphodiester phosphodiesterase activity
Source: RefSeq, a predicted model, not a curated record
GCAGUGACACCAUUCGGGUCCCGGAGUGUCACAAUCAAAGGACACAGCAGCUCAAGUGUGGCAGACAGUGAAAAUAACCCCUCCACGUGCGUCCUCACAAGGAGGAAGAUGAGAUAAAGCUGCUCAGAUGGAGGCCAGUUCCAGCAGCUUCAAGAAGCUCAAGUUUGGGAAGCUGAAGGUGGUGCGUCAGCACUUGCUCCAGCGCUAUGAGCAUCAGCCCUUCGUCUCCUGCCUGGCUGGUUUCUACAGCUGCCAGUGGAAGCGGUACCAGCACAGAAGGGCCGAGCCUGGGAAAUGCUGCUGCAAGAUGCGGGAAUGCAUGUUUUUCCCAUUGCUUGUUGGAGCUUUCUUUUUUUCUCUGGUCUUUCUGUACCUGUGUGGGGAAGCGAAAAAUGACUACAAUAACUUUGACUGGUAUAACUAUGAGACCCUGGGCUUCUGGUUCCUCUGGUCUCUGGUUCUCCUGAGCGUGGCUGCACUCUUGUUCACGUACAUCACACUGUUAUUGGUCCUGGCACUGUGUUUGCUUGCAGAAGGCCAGCAGCUGUACCUACACUGGAGUCACAAGAUCGGGACUUUAAUUGUGCUGACCUGCUCUGUGACAGCCCUCUUUGUGUUAUCGGUACUCUGGGGAGAUCAAUGGAAAACUGUCCGUCUGUCGCUCCAGAUCACAGCUCCCUAUCUCCAUGUAGGAGCAAUAGCCAUCAUGGUCCUCCUGUCCUGGCCUGUGGCUUUUCAUGCCAUCAGAGCAGAUAAGAAAGUUAUUCAGGUGAUAAUUGUUGGUCCAUACGUGGCUAUCCUUCUCUUUCUUUUCUUGAUACCUCUGGGGAUGUACUCUCCUUGCAUCAGGCAGAUGGGGACACUUGGACCAAAGCCAGACCUCAUUGGACACCGUGGAGCACCAAUGCUGGCACCAGAAAACACUGAGAUGUCAUUUCAGAAGACAAUUGAACAUGGUGGGGCUGGUCUUGAAACAGAUGUUACCAUUAGCUAUGAUGGGGUUCCUUUCCUCAUGCAUGACAAAACCUUGAGGAGAACAACUAACAUCAAGGAGGUCUACCCCAAUGACGUUACUAAAAAUGCUGCGUUUUUCUCUUGGGAUACCUUGCAGAAGUUGAAUGCUGGAAAGUGGUUCCUUAAGGACAAACCAUUUUUAUCCAUCCGCUUACUGUCAAAGGCAGACAAAAGCUGGGCAAUGAAUCAGACAAUUUACAAACUAAGUGAUUUCUUGAGCCUCGCUGAGAGUCACAAUAAAUAUGUGAUAUUUGACCUCUACCGCCCUCCAGAUAAACAUCCUUACAGGGACUUAUGGAUCAACAGAACGCUGGAAGUCAUCUACGAGUCAGGGAUUAGACCCCAUCUGGUCCUAUGGCUGGAGAACAGCAUGAGGUCCUUUGUUCACUCUGUUGCUCCUGGGUUUCAGCAGACAAGGGGCAGCAAGGCCCCAAUCGAAGACCUAUUGAUGAGCAAUAUUGUCAAACUCAAUCUGGCCUACAGUGAAAUGUCCAGUGAAGAUAUCCGGAAAUACGCUGAAGCAAACAUCACCACCAACUUAUAUGUGAUCAAUGAGCCAUGGCUUUUCUCCCUGGCGUGGUGCUGUGGAGCACACUCUGUGACCACCAAUGCCGUCCACAUACUGAAGAAUCUCAGCCAGCCACUCUUCCUCAUGACUCCGAAGCAGUACAACAUCAUGUGGAUCCUGACAGAUCUGACCUCUAUGCUCCUCAUCUCACUCAUCUUUGCUCUGCACUGGUGGCGAGAGCGGAGUUUCUCUUGCUGUGGCAAAGACGAUGACCCGAUGCUGGAGAAUGGCACCUACAACAAGUUCAAGACAGAGCUUGACAACAUGCCUAAUGUCACAGUCUGACAGCAAGCAGGGAGGGAUGUGGACCUGCUACCUUGAUGAGGACUGGACAGCAGACCAUCCCCUUCCUGCAAUGCAAACACUAACCUGCCAAGAGGGGCUUAUAUCCCUGGUGACAAGGAGCCAUUUGCUUUUGUGACUCUGCUGAACAUGAGCUGCAAGCUUCCUCUCCUAUAGUUGUUCUUGCAAUCCAUGCCUGGGGUGCAGGGGAACACAGAUGGAGUUUCAGCCAUGAAGAAGCUGUGCACCAUGAUGAGAUGCAGGAACCACAUGGGAGUCACCAUUUACCUCUGGGAUCAUUGGCAUCCCACAGUACAGUCAUCCUGUAAUUCCUCCUGCUGUGCAUAAGCCCUCUAUUUCCACAGCUGCAUGCUGCAGAUGUGCUGCAACAUCUGGGCAUCAUCCAGUCCUCCUCCAUGUUUCUUCUGUUAGAGCAACCUCUUCUCCAUACAUUCCCUUCCUCCUUCUCUGAGACCACGUUAAGCCCCACCACGAUGGUCAAGUGAUGCUGGCUGGGUCACUAGAUCCAUUCCUUUCCAUAACACAGACAAGGGGCACUGAGGUUUUCCUUCUCCCCACUCUUGCCCUGCCACAGACUCUAACAGGACAGCCUCUUCCCCUUGGCUGUGGCCAAGGACAUAUCUUUCCAUGGGUGCUGAAGGACUUUUUUGGUGCCUUGGCCAUGUAGCUGCUGGGACUAUAACCAAAACCACACCACUUUUCUGCAGAAGACUUGAGCUGCAUGUGAAUUGGUCCCACCAAGUGUCCUGUUUGCUUUUCCAUUGGGAAGGUCUGUAUACCUGUGUUGCAUCCUGGGCUUGAUUCCCAUUUUCAUCUCUCCCAGUGGCUGCUGGCACACAGCAGGGAGGGGAGUCUAUGCCUUGCUCUGCAAGGGAGGUGUGAGCCUCUCCCAGGUUUAAGCCAUAAAUUUCUACUUGUACAGAUAAUAAGAACACACUUUUUGUAAGUUUUAAGUGCUGUUAUAAAUAUGUUUUAGCUCUCC